Molecule: messenger RNA, 875 nt
Organism: Centruroides sculpturatus (bark scorpion)
Lineage: Eukaryota; Metazoa; Arthropoda; Arachnida; Scorpiones; Buthidae
Product: probable phosphorylase b kinase regulatory subunit beta
Exons: 5
Coding region: 170-568 (132 amino acids)
Biological process (GO): glycogen metabolic process
Cellular component (GO): phosphorylase kinase complex
Molecular function (GO): calmodulin binding
Source: RefSeq, a predicted model, not a curated record
UAUAGUAAUUUGAGCAAAUUAAUUGUUGAACAGAUUGAACAAAUCAACUAAUUAUGUUAAUAAUUUGUAAUUAGUAACAGUAAAGGAAAGACUUGAAAAACUAACGAGGCAGGCUGGAGCUCUCAGGCAUUGGUCUGUAGUACGUUACUGUUCUAGCGUUCUGGAGAAAAUGGUCGAUAGCAUCAGUCCUUACAUUACGUCAACCCUAGUCAGCGGCAAACAGAUUACAGUUGGUAUUUUCGGUCACGAAGAAGUGGUCAUCGAUCAUCCUCUAACUCCCAAAGAAGUAAAAGGCAUUAUAUAUGGUCAGUGUCAGCAUCAUGAUAUUUAUCAAGCAGUUCUUCAACAAGAAAUUAUUCUCUAUAUCGGAAGACUCAUUUCUACGUCACCGCAUCUGUUUCAUGGCAUUUUGAAACUCAGAGUGGGCUGGAUUAUUCAAGCCAUGAUUCUUUAUUUGAAAUUCCUGAAUGAGAAUCCUCCAGCGUUACACAGUCUUUCUCCUAGCGAUUUACGAAAAGUCCUUUUUAAAGUGCUUGAAACGUCAGAUAAUGUUGCAUCUAAUAAGUAAGUUACUGUUGAUUAUCCAAAAUUCAUACACUAAACUAUUGAUUAAAGAUGAAACUAUUCCCAAUAUUUAAAUAAUAAUAAUAAUGUAUUACUAACCUAACCUAAAAGUUAGUUUAAAUUUGAUGUUUUUGAGAUUGAAGUGUUUUUUAUCCAUCUUUUUCUUCUAUGUGGUCACUAAGAGGGUCAAUACUUCAAACAUUUUUACACUGGACUUGCUGUAUAACACAUCUUUAAAAUCUUCUGGGUGCCUGGUGACAAAAUUCACGGGUAAACAAACAUUUUCAGUCUCCCAAGCUCUGCUUGGAAAG